AGCCUGAUUGGCCAGAGCUGCUUUUGGCUAGAAGCUAUGAAGAAACAUAUUGCAUAAAACUUUUACAUGACUGACACCAUGGCAUCUUCAACAAACUUAGAUGUUGGGGCUCAGUUAAUUGUGGAAGAAUGUACCACCAGCUACAGCCUUCCACCCAUGCCAGACAUUAAGGUGGAGCACCAGCUUGACUCUAGCGCAGAGGAAGGCCCGGCUCAGAGUGUCGCCAUGGGAAUGAAGUUCAUUUUGCCCAAUAGAUUUGAUAUGAAUGUCUGCUCACGAUUUGUGAAAUCUUUGAAUGAGGAAGACAGUAAAAAUAUUCAAGAUCAAGUUAACUCUGACCUGGAAGUGGCAUCCGUCUUGUUUAAAGCUGAAUGCAACAUACACACUUCUCCUUCCCCUGGUAUCCAAGUAAGACACGUUUAUACUCCAUCAACUACUAAGCAUUUCUCACCAAUAAAACAAUCAACUACCCUAACUAACAAACACAGGGGAAACGAAGUCUCUACAACACCUCUGCUUGUAAAUUCCUUAUCAGUUCAUCAGCUGGCUGCUCAGGGAGAAAUGUUGUAUCUGGCCACACGUAUUGAACAAGAAAAUGUGAUCAAUCAUAAGGAUGAAGAAGGAUUUACUCCUCUGAUGUGGGCUGCAGCUCAUGGGCAGAUUGCAGUAGUGGAAUUUCUCCUCCAGAAUGGUGCAGAUCCUCAGAUUUUGGGUAAAGGGCGAGAAAGUGCCCUCUCACUGGCUUGCAGUAAAGGAUACACAGAUAUUGUCAAAAUGCUGCUCGACUGUGGAGUUGAUGUCAAUGAGUAUGACUGGAAUGGAGGCACACCUCUACUAUAUGCAGUACAUGGGAACCAUGUGAAAUGUGUGAAAAUUCUCCUUGAAAGUGGUGCCGAUCCAACUAUCGAAACAGAUGCUGGUUAUAAUUCCAUGGAUUUGGCUGUAGCCUUGGGGUAUCGCAGUGUUCAACAGGUUAUUGAGUCUCAUUUAUUAAGGCUACUUCAAAAUAUCAAGGAAUAAUGGCUGGCUCUUCUGUACUGCCAGUUCUUGGCUUGGAGAUUUGAACUGCUUUUUAGCACUGUAAUCAGUGACAAGGGUUGGUUGUUUUGUAACUUUACCUCAGUUCAACUAUUUGCUGUUUUUAGUUAAGUUUUUGAAUAUGCUUCCUCUUCUUCCAUUUUUAUUCAUAGAAAUAUGUGAUGUCAUCCUUUUGUUAAAUAUAUUUUAUAUAAUUUUAGAAGAAAACGUCAAUUGUCGUGCAUGAAAAAAUGUGUAAAUAAAACCAGUUUUGACCACCUAA
Messenger RNA from Pterocles gutturalis (yellow-throated sandgrouse), 1300 nucleotides. RefSeq names its product ankyrin repeat, family A (RFXANK-like), 2 (gene ANKRA2). NCBI's taxonomy places the organism in Eukaryota, Metazoa, Chordata, Aves, Pterocliformes, Pteroclidae. The coding region runs from base 67 to 1020 and encodes 317 amino acids. Gene Ontology annotation, molecular function: protein binding. The record is from RefSeq and is a predicted model, not a curated record. The transcript has 8 exons. Gene Ontology annotation, biological process: regulation of gene expression. Gene Ontology annotation, cellular component: nucleus.